GGUUGACAAUAAUUAAUAAGUUGAAUAAACUUGAUUAUGUUAAUUACCAUCACAUUGUCUUAUAAUUAUCAUUCUGAUGACGAUAUUCAAUAAUGAUGAUGUUAUCACUCUGAACCAUAAUGAUCAACAUGAACAUGAUGAUAAGCAAGUAAAUUAAAUCGUCGUUAAUUGCCUGAAGCAAUUAUCUUCAAGUUUUCCGAGCAAAUCGAACAGCCAAGUCUUGAGAUUUGAUUAAAUCCGAUUCUUUGUAACUUAUCAUAUCUCAUUAAGUUUCCAUUCAAUACAAAAUGUUAAGUUUUGUUUUUCUUUUGAUUGUUUCAAUUGAUCUUUCAUCGAGUAAAGUUUAUGAUCGAUGUGAACUCGCAAAUGAACUGUUAACAAGAUUUAAUUUUCCUGAAUCACAAUUAGCUGAUUGGCUUUGCUUAAUUGAAGGCGAAAGUUCAUAUAAUACAAGAGCAAUUAGUCAACCUGAAUAUGAUGGAAUCCGUGAUUAUGGUUUAUUUCAGAUAAAUAGUCGAUAUUGGUGUGGACCUCCCAACGAUAUAAACGUUUGUGCAAUUAAUUGCGCUGAUUUGGCUGAUGACGAUAUAACAGAUGAUAUUAAUUGUGUUCGCAAAAUUUACCAAGUUCAUGGGUUCGAUGCUUGGGUAGCGUGGAGAUAUAAGUGCAAAGGACGAAAUCUCAAAAAGUACUUAAAGGAUUGUUCGAAUAUCCAAUGGACGAAACCGUACAACGUGAUAAAUAAAUUGCUGAUUGAAACUGAGAAAAGUUUGCAAACGGUCUCAUCAACACACCGCAAGUCAAGCGCUAUUGAUAAUCAGCUCGCUUCUUUCGCUUUACAAGAGGUUACUAAUUAUCUGAAUAAUGUUCUAGAGACUAUGAAAUAUUAUCUCCAAUUCUGAUAUGUUUUUUUGUGAAUCAUAAUAAGUUGAUUAAAAAGUCACUUGCUAUGAGCCAA
Molecule: messenger RNA, 958 nt
Organism: Panonychus citri (citrus red mite)
Lineage: Eukaryota; Metazoa; Arthropoda; Arachnida; Trombidiformes; Tetranychidae
Product: lysozyme C-like
Exons: 2
Coding region: 288-902 (204 amino acids)
Molecular function (GO): lysozyme activity
Source: RefSeq, a predicted model, not a curated record